This is a messenger RNA of Puntigrus tetrazona (Sumatra barb), 5989 nucleotides long. RefSeq names its product protein tyrosine phosphatase receptor type Sb (gene ptprsb). Gene Ontology annotation, molecular function: protein tyrosine phosphatase activity; protein binding. Gene Ontology annotation, biological process: protein dephosphorylation. The transcript has 25 exons. The coding region runs from base 102 to 3887 and encodes 1261 amino acids. NCBI's taxonomy places the organism in Eukaryota, Metazoa, Chordata, Actinopteri, Cypriniformes, Cyprinidae. The record is from RefSeq and is a predicted model, not a curated record.
CGUCUAACUCUCAAGGCGUGCGCUACUCAUCCCCUGCUAACUUAUACGUGAGAGAGCUGCGAGAAGUUCGGCGCGUUCCUCCUCGCUUCACCAUCCCUCCCAUGAGCCACGAGAUCAUGCCGGGUGGCAGCGUGAACAUCACCUGCGUCGCCGUCGGCUCUCCCAUGCCUUACGUAAAAUGGAUGCUGAACUCGGAGGACCUGACGCCGGAGGACGAGAUGCCCGUGGGCCGGAACGUUCUGGAGCUGAACGGCGUGCGCGAGUCGGCCAACUACACCUGCGUGGCCAUGAGCAGCCUGGGCAUCAUCGAGGCUGUGGCGCAGGUCAUCGUGAAGUCUUUACCCAGAGCUCCCGGUACCCCCAUCGUCACGGAGACGACCCCCACCAGCGUCACCAUCACCUGGGACUCUGGGAACCCCGACCCCGUUUCCUAUUACAUCAUUCAGUACCGUGCCAAAUCUCCAGACAGCAAGUACGAGACGGUGGACUCCAUCACCACCACCCGCUACAGCAUCGGAGGCCUGUACCCCAACACCGAGUACGAGAUCCGCGUGUCCGCCGUCAACACCAUCGGGCAGGGCCCGCCCAGCAACAGGGUGGAGGCUCGGACCGGAGAGCAAGCCCCCGCCAGCCCGCCGAGGAACAUCCAGGCCCAAAUCAUAUCACAGAACGCCGUGAUGGUGCGCUGGGACGAGCCCGAGGAGCCCAACGGACUGAUCAAGGGCUAUCGCGUUUACUACACCAUGGAUCCCUCGCAGCCCAUGAGCAACUGGCAGAUCCACAACGUUCAGGACAGCAUGAUAACCACCAUCCACAGCCUCGUGACCUCCGAGACCUACACCAUCCGCGUGCUGGCGUUCACGUCCGUGGGAGACGGACCCUUCUCCGACCCCGUUCACGUCAAAGUGAGACCCGGAGUUCCUGGGCAGCCAGGGAAGUUCCAGGUGGGUAAAGUGACCGAUACCAGCGUCGAGUUGACCUGGGAACCUGCUUACUCCAAAGAGCCUGUGAAAGCCUACGAACUCAUCUACAAAGCUCCGGAGCUUGGCAUUCAGGAAAAGAGGAAUUUUGAGCCCAGAACGUCGUAUGUGUUGGAGGGUCUGCGGGCCAACACAGAAUACACCUUCUCUCUGGCUGCUGUUUCCAAUAAAGGCAUCGGCGCCUUCACCAACGAGAUCAACCAACGCACCGCACAAGCAAACGUGCCGAGGAAUUUCUCGGUGAAUCUGGCGACUAAGACGAGCGUGUUGCUGACGUGGGAGUUCCCGGAGAGCAGCGCCCCCUAUCGCUUCACCGUGGAGUACAACCGGCAGAAGAUGGAGGUGGACGCUCGUCUGAGGAAGGCUGUCAUCCCUAACCUGCAGCCGGACACCAGCUACGACUUCAAGAUCACCAGCCCCGAGGGGAACAUGGGCGGACUCAGACACCGCAUCCACGCCAAGACGUCUCCUCCCAUCCUCAUCCGCCGGCCCGAGGUGGACCAUACCCGAGAGACCGAAGCCACGGUCACCAUCAUCCUGCCGUCGCUGGACACCAGGAGCAACGUCAGGAACAUCUACGUGGUGGUGGUUCCUCUGAAGAGAGCUCGAGGAGUGAUACGACAUCUGAAGAGUCCAGACGAGAUGGACCUGGAGGAGCUGCUGAAGGACAUCAGUCAGAAGCAGAGAGAUCCGAGACAGCGUCAGGUGGACCUGAGGAGAGCCUACAUCACCGCCCGCUUCACACCCGUCACGCUGCCCGCCUUCUUCACCCUCGGAGACCAGCUGGACUACGGAGGCUUCGAGAACCGCGCCCUAGAACCGGGUCAGGAGUAUGUGUUCUUCAUCCUGGCAGAACUCAACUCCACCACCGGGAAGAUGUUUGUGGCCAGUCCUUACACUGACCCCGUGAUCGCUCCGGACUCGGACCCUCAGCCUCUGGACGCCGGGGACGGUCUGAUCUGGGUGGUGGGUCCCGUGCUGGCUGUGGUCUUCAUCAUCUGCAUCGUCAUCGCCAUCCUGCUCUACAAGAAUAAACCUGACAGCAAACGCAAGGACUCUGAGCCGGGAACUAAAUGUUUGCUGAAUAAUGCUGAGAUGAUGGCACACAAUCCCACCGACCCUGUGGAGAUGAGACGCAUCAACUUCCAGACGCCAGGUAUGAUGAGUCACCCGCCCAUCUCCAUCUCUGAGCUGCUCGAGCACACGGAGCGCCUGAAGGCCAACGACAACCUGCAUCUGUCUCAGGAGUACGAGUCCAUUGAUCCCGGGCAGCAGUUCACAUGGGAACACUCAAACCUGGAGGUGAACAAACCGAAGAACCGCUACGCUAACGUGAUUGCGUACGAUCACACACGUGUCAUCCUCGCUCCGACAGACGGCAUUAUGGGUAGUGACUACAUCAACGCCAACUACAUCGACGGUUACAGGAAGCAGAAUGCGUACAUCGCCACCCAGGGGCCACUGCCGGAGACUAUUGGGGACUUUUGGCGGAUGGUUUGGGAGCAGAGAGCGGCUUCAGUGGUCAUGAUGACCAAACUAGAGGAGAAAUCACGGAUCAAGUGUGAUCAGUACUGGCCCAGCCGUGGCACGGACACCUACGGGACGGUCCAGGUCACUCUGCUGGACACCAUGGAGCUGGCCACCUUCUGUGUGAGAACCUUCUCUCUGCACAAGAGCGGCUGUAACGAGAGGAGAGAGGUCAGACAGUUCCAGUUCACGGCUUGGCCCGACCACGGUGUUCCUGAAUAUCCCACUCCCUUCCUGGCCUUCCUCCGCAGGGUGAAAGCGUGUAACCCGCCGGAUGCUGGCCCCGUCGUCGUCCACUGCAGCGCUGGCGUGGGCCGCACCGGCUGCUUCAUCGUGAUCGACGCCAUGCUGGAGCGCAUCCGUCACGAGCGCUCGGUGGACGUGUACGGUCACGUGACCCUGAUGCGCUCUCAGAGGAACUACAUGGUGCAGACGGAGGAUCAGUACGGCUUCAUCCACGAGGCGCUGCUGGAGGCCGUGGCCUGCGGGAACACGGAGGUGGCGGCGCGCAGCCUUUACUCCUACAUACAGAGUCUGUCGCAGGUGGAGGCCGGAGAACACGUGACCGGCAUCGAGCUGGAGUUCAAGCGUCUGGCCAACAGUAAAGCGCACACCUCCAGGUUCGUCAGCGCUAAUCUGCCCUGCAACAAGUUCAAGAACCGGCUGGUGAACAUCAUGCCGUACGAAACCACGCGUGUGUGUCUGCAGCCAAUCAGAGGCCUGGAAGGGUCCGACUACAUCAAUGCCAGCUUCAUCGACGGAUACAGGCAGCAGAGGGCGUAUAUAGCGACGCAGGGGCCGCUAGCUGAGACCACGGAGGACUUCUGGCGCAUGCUCUGGGAACACAACUCCACCAUCGUGGUGAUGCUGACCAAACUGCGUGAGAUGGGACGGGAGAAGUGUCAUCAGUACUGGCCGGCCGAGCGCUCCGCACGCUAUCAGUACUUUGUAGUGGAUCCCAUGGCAGAAUAUAACAUGCCGCAGUACAUCCUGAGAGAGUUCAAAGUCACCGACGCCAGGGAUGGACAGUCCAGAACCGUCAGACAGUUCCAGUUCACCGAUUGGCCAGAACAAGGAGUUCCAAAGUCAGGCGAGGGUUUCAUUGAUUUCAUUGGACAGGUGCAUAAAACCAAGGAGCAGUUUGGUCAGGACGGACCCAUCGCAGUCCACUGCAGCGCGGGCGUCGGGCGUACGGGUGUCUUCAUCACCCUCAGUAUCGUCCUGGAGCGGAUGCGUUACGAGGGCGCUGUGGACAUCUUCCAGACUGUCAAAAUGCUGCGCACACAACGACCAGCGAUGGUGCAAACUGAGGACGAGUAUCAGUUCUGCUAUCAAGCCGCUCUGGAAUAUCUUGGCAGUUUUGAUCACUAUGCAACAUAAGAAGAACGCCAACCUGUCCAACUCCUUUCCCCUCAACAACCCCACAAACACCGCAGAGGAUCGACGACACGUGAAACACACACGGACAGCGACGCAGAGCACACGUUCUCUCAGGAACUCCAGGAGACGCUCUGCGUCAACAACGCAAACUAUUACCUCAGUGUUCAAAUAUUGAUAUUAAUGUUGUGGUCGGCUUUUUAGAAUUAUUAAACUGUGGAAUGAAGAUCUUCUUCAUGACAACAGGAGAAUAUUACAUGUACAAAAUCUAUUUAAAGCAAAUCAACGAGAAAAAAAAAGAAACUAUGAAAUCAAAAGCCUGGAUAAUUGCUGCACCCUUCAGUGGGAGUUUCUUCGAACUGUAUAUUUGCCAACAUCGGAUGUGAUUGAGCGCGAGCGGAGGGAACGCGAGCCGGUCUGCGCCUGCCUGAGUCAUCGAUGCCAUCCCGAACGAACGAGCGCCGCCGCGGAACGGAAGCAGAUCUUCUACCUUCUGUGCCUAACGGAGCGACCGCAGAACCGCAGCCAACGCCGUACAUUAGCACACAUGAUAUAACCGCUUUCCUGUCCUCGGACGGACUGGACUCUGUCAAUACUGUAUUCGGUGUGUCUCUACAUGACUAUAUGCUGCUUACACCGUGUUUGGAGGCAGAGGGAGUUUUGAAUCUCGUAUCUGUAUCAUGUUCUUUUGCUCCUUUCUGCUGUGGCAUAAUGUACUCCGCUGUGUCUUUAUGGUGGGACGACGAAGAGCCUCGGUUCACAGAUCAAUGCACGUAUCGCCAGAUUCAUUUCCCAGUAUUUCCAGCCGCGCGUCAAACGCUAGAAAGAUCUUCUGAGACGGUUGCGUUCCCCCUCGAUCAUCCGUCCGAGCCGAACCCGACCAAACUCUUCUCGUCAUGUUUAGUUUAGCGCAGACGUGAUGUUUAGGAGUAGUGCAGGAAACGAGCCGGUUCUGAGAUCUCCACCUGAGACGUGAAGUGAGCCUUAUCGUUGUUGUCAAAUAUUUAAUCGACCUGAUUUUUUUAUUUCGUUUUGUUUAUAUUAUGCUUGAAUUUUUAAGGAUCUAUUUAUUUAUAUGAUUUUUAUGGCAAUAUAAUUCGUGAGCUGUGGUGUAGUUGGCCAGCUAAUGUGACUGUACAUGGCUCAGAUGUACAGUGUUGUGCUUCGUAACCCUCUCAGAUAUUUUGAUAUUUCCUGUGCACUGAUUGUUCUAGAGGAAGCCGACGGCCCGCGGCCCUCCGGAGCCCAAACCGCAGCGAAACGCACGUGUUCUUAGACAUUACACACGUUCUCAUCAGCAUUAUCAGUCAAACGAAACGAGUUAAAGCACACGCAGACUUCAAGAGCCCAGAGAGACGAUAUCAGCCUCAGAUCAGCGCUCAGUACAGUGAUGUACCGCGGUAAACCUUACUAAAACCACCACGGUCUUACCAUGCUGUCACGACUGAAUGUGAUGGAGGGCUGAUGCAUUUGUGGCAUAUGACCAGUCAAAGAUAGGGCAAUUAUUAUACAAAUCUAUUAUAUUUAGGUAAAAUAUCUUUACUUAAUAUCCUAAUGAUUUGUGCAGCGAUCAUUUUGAUUCAUGAUGUAUCACACUUUUGUCCAAGAAAUUCUGAAAGUUUUUUCUGCCAUGGAGUAUAAAAACAACGAAGACAAUUGUGACUUAUCUCUUACAUCUCAAAAUGUUUGGCAAUUGAAACUUUCUGUCUCACAAUAAUGCUGAAAAUAUCCAUACUUUCUGUAGAUUUCAGACAAUGAGGCUUCUGUUAAUUGGCCAGUUAAUGAACUGAUUAACCGUGGUAUCUGCAUCACUGUACCGCCGUACGAGGAGACGCUGAUCUGCAGUUUUUCUCUCUUCAUGAAUGAAAGCACAUUGAGACGUGAUUCUGCUGCUCGUCUCAGAUAUUCUUACUAUGAAAUAUUCUUUGAAGAUGAAAGCACACAAGCGAACCAAAAGCAGCGAUCAGACGAAGUGUGCUGUGUGAGCGUGGGCCGCGUGCUGACCUACAGUAGUGUUUCACUUUCUCUGCUUAUUGAUUUCAGAUCAUGUAUGUAGAUAUGUCAACUUUGUAUUAAAACUGAACGACUGGAUAUACUGACGUGAA